GGCGGGUCCCGGCAGCCGCACACGCCGCUCCCGCCGUGCUCGGCUUAAAUAGGGCGGCGCCGGGGGGAGCCGCGCACUGUAGAGCCGUGGUCGUUGUUGCCGCCGGGAGAUUCCAGCAUCGGGACAACCCGCACUGAACUGCAAUGCAAGCACAUGAGUUGUUCAGAUACCUACGGAUGCCAGAACUUGGGGAUGUCAGACAGUAUGUGCGCACCCUUCCAACAAAUACGCUGAUGGGCUUCGGUGCUUUCGCAGCUCUCACGACCUACUGGUAUGCGACGAGGCCGAAAGCACUAAAACCACCAUGUGAUUUAGCAAUGCAGUCUGUGGAAGUGGAGGGUGGUGAGCAUGCUCGAAGGUCCUCUCUUCUUAACAGCAAUGAACCAUUGGUUUUCUACUACGAUGAUGUGAGAACAGUCUAUGAUGUCUUCCAAAGGGGUCUGCAAGUAUCAAAUAAUGGUCCAUGUCUAGGUUUUAGAAAACCAAACCAGCCAUAUGAGUGGAUCUCCUAUAAAGAGGUUUCAGACAGAGCUGAGUGCGUGGGCUCUGCGUUACUCCACCGAGGCUUCAAACCGUCGCAAAUUCAAUAUAUAGGAAUCUUCGCACAAAACAGACCUGAGUGGGUGAUCAUUGAGCAGGGAUGCUACGCCUUCUCCAUGGUGGUGGUGCCACUCUAUGACACACUGGGAACUGAGGCAAUUACCUACAUUGUGAACAAAGCUGACUUGUCGUUGGUUUUCUGUGACAAAGCUGACAAGGCCAAACUUCUGCUAACCAGUGUGGAAAAGGGGGAAACUCCAAUACUCAACACCAUUGUUAUCAUGGAUUCUUUUGGCAUGGAUCUUGUGGAACGUGGCAAAAAGUGUGGGGUGGAAGUCUUCAGCAUGAGAGAACUCGAGGAUCUGGGAAGAGCACACAGGCAAAAACCUAUGCCUCCAAAGCCAGAAGAUCUAGCAGUCAUCUGUUUCACCAGUGGAACGACAGGAAACCCCAAAGGAGCAAUGAUCACUCACCAAAACAUAGUCAGCAAUGCUUCAGCUUUUGUGAAAACUACAGAGAAAACGUUUAUGCCUUCCCCUGAUGACGUUCUGAUAUCAUUCCUGCCCUUGGCUCAUAUGUUUGAGAGAGUCGUUGAGACUGUGGUUCUGUGCCACGGAGCUCGGAUAGGAUUCUUCCAAGGGGAUAUCAGGCUACUUAUGGAUGACCUAAAAACGUUGCAGCCAACUGUAUUUCCUGUAGUACCCAGGUUAUUGAACAGAAUGUUUGACAAGAUCUUUGGACAGGCAGAUACUGCAUUAAAGAGGUGGAUGCUGGAUUUUGCUUCCAAGAGGAAAGAAGCAGAACUCAGAAGUGGUAUAGUUAGAAAUAACAGUUUCUGGGAUAAAGUCAUCUUCCGUAAAAUACAGGCAAGUUUGGGAGGAAAAGUGAGGCUCAUGAUCACAGGGGCAGCACCUGUAUCUGCAAGUGUUCUGACCUUCCUGAGAACAGCUCUUGGCUGUCAGUUCUAUGAAGGCUAUGGACAGACAGAAUGCACAGCUGGAUGCUCACUGUCACUGCCUGGUGACUGGACAGCAGGUCAUGUUGGAGCACCCAUGCCAUGCAGUAUCAUCAAGCUUGUUGAUGUACAAGAAAUGAAUUACUUGGCUGCCAAAGGAGAGGGUGAGGUGUGUGUGAAAGGGCCAAACGUAUUCCGUGGCUAUUUGAAAGAUCCAGAAAAAACAGCAGAAGCUCUGGACAAAGAUGGCUGGCUCCACACAGGAGAUAUUGGGAAAUGGCUACCAAAUGGUACAUUGAAGAUCAUUGACCGGAAAAAACACAUAUUUAAACUAGCCCAGGGAGAGUACAUAGCACCAGAGAAAAUAGAAAACGUGUAUCUGAGAAGUGAAGCGCUUGCUCAAGUGUUUGUCCACGGAGAGAGCUUGCAGGCCUUCUUAGUAGCUAUUGUGGUACCCGAUCCUGAGACUUUGCGCAACUGGGCCAAGAAAAAGGGAUUUGAAGGCUCGUAUGAAGAGCUCUGCAGAAACAAGGACCUCAAAAAACACAUUCUGGAAGACAUGCUGAGGAUCGGGAAGGAAUCGGGUUUGAAGUCAUUUGAACAGGUUAAAGACAUCUUCAUGCACACGGAAAUGUUUUCUAUUGAAAACGGGCUGCUGACACCCACGCUGAAGGCGAAGAGACCAGAGCUGCGCAAAUAUUUCCAGUCGCAGAUAGAUGAACUCUAUGCUAAUGCCAAAAUGUAACUGCUGAGCGGAACGGCGAGGGAAAGCGGCGCGCGUCUGAUGUCUACUGUUGGCCUUCAUAUCUGUAAUUUUGACUACAGCAAACCUAGGGAAGGAAACUGUGCAAUCAUUAACUUGUACAAAAAUGGGUACUUGCCAUAGGAACACGGAAGAGAUGGACACACUGCCUUACUGUCGAGUUGUGUUGCAUACUGUUUUUAUGGUGACCUACAAUUUCCAAAAAGAGCCUUAACUAUAAAUGGUAACUAUAUAUGUAAGUUAUUUAAGACUUCCUUGGCCAAAAAAAAUGGGACUCUCCUUCACCAAGGAGCUAAGGUUUUCUUAUUGCCAGCAUGUUUGCUGUCUGCGGUGUCUCUUGCAGUUGUCAAUUCCACUAAGGAUUUGGCGGGUUUGAAAAUGCCUCUAUCUUGCAUCCUCAGAAGGAUUACUUAAUAAAAAAAAACAAACCAACAUCCAAACCCCAGACAAACACCAACCACCAAAAAAAAAAACCCACCUCUACAGUUGUACAGCUGGUAUCACACCUUGCAUUAGUCCUAAUAUUAACUGGGGCAAAGAUUUUGAGUGGUUUUUCUCCCUCUUAUAUCUGUAGCCAGUUCUGAGAUCUGCUUUCCAUAAGGGUAGAAGUCAGAACUCCACCUGGAUGAGACUGCUGAGUACCAGUUCCUCACUGGUUCCACGCUGAAAGUGCGGGUAAUUCAGCUGGGGAGGCCUUGGCUACCUUAACACCCCCCCAGGGUAAUGCCAGCCCUGUAAACCAACAGAUCCCAACUCUGGCAAAAACAAACAACACUACAGACUGAAAACCAAAACCAUUCAGGAGGCUGGGCUGUGCUAACAGUCAGGUAAACACCCCACCUGUCCUACCCACUCGCUUCCCUGUAUUUAAAAUGCAUUUUUUUAAUUUAAAAAUGUGCCAGGUCCUCUGUAAGCAGAAGAGCUUCUGACAUAACCUCUCGGUUUUCUGUGCUUUACGUAUGAGCCACUGAGUAUUUCUUCACCGAAUAGCAAACUAGGUCAGGUAGAAUGGUUAUUUUGUUUUUUGCCUGAUGCUUUGCAGCAAUUGGGAAGUAUUUAAAUAUCCCAACGGAACUGUGCGUUGGCACAGGAUAGGUAUUUGUUCAGGGAUUAAAAACCUAAUUCCCAGAUAAAUUACAAAAAUAACUAGUUACCUUUUUUGUUUGAGAAAUCAGCAGAAAUAAGCCUUAUUACAGCAUAAGUCUUUUGCUAUCCUUAACAGAGUUGGUUUUGCAUUAGCAUUCAUUGCUGGUUUUUUUUUUUUUUGAAAACAUGGAUAUAUGUAAAAUACAAGCACAACAAGGUUUGCACUAAGAUUUGUGUGUGAUUGUAAUGCACUACUCUGUAGCAUAAUUUCAUACCUGUGUGCAAUUAAAGGUACACAAAUCCGAGUCAACUGUUAGAGCGGUAGUUUGUUACAUUGGAAUUCAAAUGUUUGCUUAGUGUUGGCUAUUUCUAUGUUUUAUAAAACCAAAACAAUUUUCAAAACCAAUGAAGGAAACCAAAAUAAAUAUUUCUGCAUUUCAA
Calidris pugnax (ruff) is the source of this 3785-nucleotide messenger RNA. RefSeq names its product acyl-CoA synthetase long-chain family member 1 (gene ACSL1). The transcript has 21 exons. The record is from RefSeq and is a predicted model, not a curated record. Gene Ontology annotation, molecular function: arachidonate-CoA ligase activity. Gene Ontology annotation, biological process: long-chain fatty acid metabolic process; long-chain fatty-acyl-CoA biosynthetic process; very long-chain fatty acid metabolic process. Gene Ontology annotation, cellular component: endoplasmic reticulum; membrane. Lineage: Eukaryota; Metazoa; Chordata; Aves; Charadriiformes; Scolopacidae. Bases 144 to 2240 code for a protein of 698 amino acids.